AUGUCUUUCCCUCAGCUGGGGUAUCCCCAGUUCCUCAGUGCCUCCCAUGAGGUGUACGGAGGCGAGCGGCCGGGCUCUGCCCGGGAAGGAACCACCGAGGGCGGCGUGAGCUCAUCAGCGACCGCCGCGGCUGUCGGCUCCAUGCUGGGGAUGUACGGAAGCCCAUGGGCGGCUCAUAACUACAGUGCCUUUUUGCCGUACAGCGGAGCCACAGACCUCGCCCUCAUAUCCCAGAUGGGCUCACAGUAUGAGCUGAAGGACAGCCCGGGAUCCCACCCAGCUUCUCUACCUGUUCACACCGCCCAAGGCUUCUACCCCUACGGCCAGUACCCGUACGGAGACCCGUCAAGGGCCAAAACGGCCACAAGGGAGACCACCAGCACCCUGAAGGCCUGGCUGCAGGAACACCAGAAGAACCCUUACCCCACCAAAGGAGAGAAGAUCAUGCUUGCUAUCAUUACGAGAAUGACACUCACACAGGUGUCGACGUGGUUCGCGAACGCCCGCAGACGCCUGAAGAAGGAGAACAAGGUCACCUGGGGCCGCAGCGCCGAGGACCGGGACGGCCGCAUCUUCAGCAGCGACAACGAGGACGAGCACGAGCACGGCAAGAACGGCAGCGACGACGAAGAUGAAGAGGAGGAGAUAGAUUUGGAAACCGUCGAUAUCGAGAGACCCGAGGAGCAACGCGAAGGGGAGCGUGGCUCCGCGAGGGGGGAGGCCGAGGCGGGCCUGUCCGCCGCCGAGCAGGCCUCUGAGUCGAAGAGCUCGGAGAGCAGCAGGACGCUUUCUGCGGAGGCCCUGAGAGGAGCCGAGGCGGGUGUUUCUCUCGGUAAAUCGCCCAGUGUCAAGCUUCCCGCGGAUCAUUCGCCCGGCAGGCAGGAGUGCCAGAGACCAGCACAGAGCAAACCUAAAAUCUGGUCUCUGGCUGAGACCGCCACGGCGCCCGACAGCUCUCACAAAUCUCCCCCCGCGGCCCAUGCGCACCACGCGGCUUUGGCCUCCACCGGACACCCGGCCUUACUCCCGGGUCACGGAAUAUAUACAUGCCAGAUUGGCAAGCUGCACAACUGGGCCAACGCAGCUUUUCUGAAUGCCAACUCUCUUUUGAACAUGAGGUCGCUCCUGGCAGGGGCGCCGGCCGGACACCUGCCCGUCCACGGCGCAGUGCCGGCUGCGCGUCGUGACGCACGACCGGCAGCGGUCGGCACGGGAACGUCGGGUACGGAAGACGACAGCGAUGUAGAGUCAUCAGGGAGCUUCAGUCCAAAAAGAGAUGAUGAAGAGAGCGACCACAGGCCCGAUUCCCUGAAGUCCCCCUUUCAGAUGAUCACUGACAGACCUCACCACGGGACAGCAGCACAGCGAGUUCUGACAACAACAAUAUGAGAAGAGAAAGAAAAAGAGAGGAAUAAUUUUAUUUAAUGGA
Pelmatolapia mariae (spotted tilapia) is the source of this 1429-nucleotide messenger RNA. RefSeq names its product iroquois homeobox 1b (gene irx1b). Bases 1 to 1389 code for a protein of 462 amino acids. The transcript is spliced from 5 exons. Gene Ontology annotation, cellular component: nucleus. The record is from RefSeq and is a predicted model, not a curated record. Lineage: Eukaryota; Metazoa; Chordata; Actinopteri; Cichliformes; Cichlidae. Gene Ontology annotation, biological process: regulation of transcription by RNA polymerase II; cell development; neuron differentiation. Gene Ontology annotation, molecular function: DNA-binding transcription factor activity, RNA polymerase II-specific; RNA polymerase II cis-regulatory region sequence-specific DNA binding.